Messenger RNA from Manihot esculenta (cassava), 2501 nucleotides. RefSeq lists its product as uncharacterized. Lineage: Eukaryota; Viridiplantae; Streptophyta; Magnoliopsida; Malpighiales; Euphorbiaceae. Bases 369 to 2300 code for a protein of 643 amino acids. The record is from RefSeq and is a predicted model, not a curated record. The transcript has 14 exons.
AAAUCACUUUAUCUGCGUGUGCUCUCUUCGAAUGCCAGUUGUAUGAAAGUAUUGGCAUGUAUCUCUCACGCGCUGAAUGAGCAGAUUGGAUAGACACUACUACCAUCUAGAAGAUGGACAAGUCAUCACACAAGCUAUUAACAAGGAUAACCGCCAACUUAAUCGGGACCCACCACCAUCCUUCCAUCUGUUGGGUUCGGUUCGGUCUGGGUAUACGAAGCGGCCCGAAUCUUUAGCGAGGCUCGAGUCCAGCCCAGAACAUAAAUUCAGCGACAUAGUAUUUUUGACCUUUUGCAACCUUGCAUAGACGCGAGCAGCAGCAGCAGCAGCAGCAGCAACAGUGAGAGGAAAGGUGAGAGGGAUUAAAGAUGUCAACGGAAUAUAAAGAUUGGAAUGAAGUUCACAAUUGUGUGAUCAAAUUGAGAGAGAAUCCUCGAAGACGAAAGGAGAAGGUUUACAUUGGCUGUGGGGCUGGUUUUGGAGGUGACAGACCAUUGGCGGCACUUAAGUUGCUUCAAAGAGUUAAGGAGCUUAACUAUCUUGUGCUUGAAUGCUUGGCUGAGCGCACCCUUGCUGAUCGUUAUCAGGUUAUGUUGUCCGGUGGUGAUGGCUAUGAUUCUCGCAUCGCAGAUUGGAUGAGACUGCUUCUCCCUUUGGCUGUAGAGAAGGGAACUUGCAUAAUAACUAACAUGGGUGCAAUGGAUGCACUUGGCGCUCAAGAGAGCGUUCUAGAAGUUGCCAGAAAUCUGGGGCUUAGUGUUUCUGUCGCUGUGGCUCAUGAGAUCUUUUCCAACAAAUCAGGUUCGGGAUCUCCACGUGUGAAAUCAAAUUUUGCAGAAGGUGGUGCUAGUACAUAUCUGGGAGCAGCACCUAUUGUUGAAUGUCUGGAAAAGUAUCAACCUAAUGUUAUAAUUACUUCACGAAUUGCUGAUGCUGCCUUGUUCUUAGCACCAAUGGUUUUUGAAUUGGGUUGGAAUUGGGAUGACUUAAAGGAGCUAGCCCAGGGAUCCUUAGCCGGGCACCUCCUAGAGUGUGGUUGUCAACUCACAGGUGGAUUCUUCAUGCAUCCAGGUGACAAAUAUCGAGACAUGUCUUUCUCGUCUCUGCUGGAUUUGUCGCUUCCCUAUGCAGAAAUAAGUUUUGAUGGACAAGUUUGUGUAGCAAAGGCAGAGGGAAGCGGUGGGGUAUUAAAUUUCAGUACUUGUUCCCAACAACUUCUUUAUGAGGUUGGAGAUCCAGGUGCUUAUAUCACGCCUGAUGUGGUCAUUGAUUUUCAGGAUGUUUCAUUUCAUCCAUUGUCAAGUUCUUGUGUUCUCUGUGCUGGAGCAAAACCAUCUUUAGGAUCCAGACCUGAAAAACUCUUGCGUUUGGUACCAAAGGAUUGCGGUUGGAAAGGAUGGGGAGAGAUAUCCUAUGGAGGGCAUGAAUGUGUAUCUCGUGCUAAAGCUGCUGAAUAUCUAGUAAGGUCAUGGAUGGAAGAAGUAUGUUCCGGUGUUAGCUGUAAUGUAGUUUCAUGUAUUAUUGGACUUGAUAGCCUGAAGGCCACUAGGAUUAAUGAUGACUCUUCAUCAUGGACCACUAAUCAAGACGUAAGGUUACGAAUGGAUGGAUUAUUUGAGUUGAAGGAACAUGCAGUCCUAUUUACAAGAGAGUUUACAGCUUUGUAUACAAAUGGACCAGCUGGUGGUGGUGGUAUCAGCACUGGAUAUAAGAAAGAGAUAAUUCUCGAAAAAAAGUUGGUUGGGCGCGAAUGCAUUUUCUGGCAGACUGGAGUGAAGUACACCACAGGAAUGAAUUUGGAGAAGGAAGAAAUUGGCCAUGAGAAUGUGGAGAAGAUGCAUGAAGCUUUGUUACCACCAUUUACAAAAGAUAAUGGGGAUUAUUCGUUGCCUGUGAUUGAGACUUCCCCUGCUUCAUCUGGCCAGGAGAUCCCACUUUAUACUGUAGCUCAUAGCAGGGCUGGGGACAAAGGAAAUGACUUGAAUUUUUCAGUCAUCCCACACUUCCCUCCAGACAUUGAGAGACUGAAGAUGGUUGUGACACCUGAAUGGGUAAAUGGAGUUGUCGCUGCGCUUCUGAAUACCUCUUCAUUUCCUGACUCAGAAGCUAUCAAGAAGAGAGACAAAUGGAUCAAUGAACAUGUAAAAGUGGAAAUUUAUGAAGUAAGGGGAAUACAUUCUUUGAAUGUAGUGGUCCGAAACAUUCUAGAUGGUGGUGUCAAUUGCUCUCGGAGGAUUGACCGGCAUGGAAAGACCAUUUCAGACGUUAUACUAAAUCAGCAAGUUGUUUUGCCCCCAUGACGAGCGAGUCUUCACCCUCAUCAGCUUUUCGCAUGUUUAUCCUCAUGGAGUUGAGUUCCAUAUAACAAAUUUGUAAUGCUGAUGUUUACCUUUUUUUUUUAUUCCUUCGGCAUGUUUAAAAGUAUAUUCAUUUUUCGAAGACAACAAAAGUGUUACACUUUAGACUAAUUUAUGGAAAGGGGUAACAUUAGUGUUUCGAUC